AUGUUAAUUGAGAAUAAAAAGCAAAUAGAGUCUAACUCUGCCAAAGAUUAUAUAUUCGGGCGUUGUAUUGGCGGCGAUAGCUACAGUCUUGUUUACCUGGCUAUAGACAGGCACUCGGGACUGGAAUACGCCAUCAAAGUGUUUGAGAAGCGGCUAGUACGGCAAGAGCAACAAGAGAAUACUAUUAGCAGGCAGUGUGAAGCAAUGUGGAUAAUGAGAAACGUGCCUGGAUUUCUGCAGUUGAGACAAACGUUUCAGGAUCAGCGCUCGCUCUAUCUGGUAAUGCAACAUGCACGCCGCGGCAAUCUGCAGGGCUACAUAAGCAGCUUCGAUGGCGCCGCCUGUCGUCAUUAUGCGGCUGAGAUUUUGGUCGCCUGCGAGCAACUGCAUCAGCGACAGCUCAUACAUGGCGAGCUCAAGCUGCAGACUGUGCUGCUGGAUGAGCAGCUGCAUAUAAUGUUGGCAGAGUUUGGAGCUGCUCAAAAAGCGGAGCUAACAGCAGCUACAGAUCUGAGGGCUCUGGGCUGCAUUAUAUACGAAAUGGUGGCGGGUUGGCCAGCUGAGCAAAUCAACUUGCAUGACUUGCCCAAGGAUGCGCAGCAACUGCUGAAGCUUCUGCUGAACGCUCCAACUAAAUUUGUAAGCUAUGAGCAGCUGCGAUCUGAGGCUUUCUUCACUGGUAUCGAUUGGCAAACGCUGCGGCAGCAGAUACCGCCGCUUAUCUAUGCGCAGUCAAGCUCAAGUGAAUUCAAUGCCAGCAUGCAAAGUUUGCCCAACAGCGAGGACUUGGAACUGGCGCUGGAGCAGCAGCCCAUCAACUGUUUGCCCAAAGCGCAGCCAGCUCAUGCUAGUUGCUCUAUUUGCUAG
This is a messenger RNA of Drosophila busckii, 867 nucleotides long. Its product is annotated as 3-phosphoinositide-dependent protein kinase 1-like. The transcript has a single exon. Gene Ontology annotation, molecular function: protein serine/threonine kinase activity; ATP binding. Bases 1 to 867 code for a protein of 288 amino acids. Gene Ontology annotation, biological process: peptidyl-serine phosphorylation; intracellular signal transduction. NCBI's taxonomy places the organism in Eukaryota, Metazoa, Arthropoda, Insecta, Diptera, Drosophilidae. The record is from RefSeq and is a predicted model, not a curated record.